ACACCGAAUGAGAAUUUGCAGGAAUCAGUAGCGUUCGCCGGAGCAAACAAUUUCCAGAGAGGAAAUGAAGACGAUAAGGCAACGGCUUCUUCCCCUCCACCGUCGUCCACUUCCACCGCAGCUCGUUCACGAUCAAAUUCCGGCCAUUGGUACUCCAUUUUCCUCUUCCUCCUCCUCCUCCGUUUAUGAUUCCGCAGCCAGUAAAAUCAAUACGACUCUUACCCAAGACGAGCUCACGAAGAUCAGCCUCCUUCUUCCUCGUCUCUGCCUCGACAACCACCACUCCACCGCCAUCACACUUCUGGAUGCGGCGCUCCUCACUAAUCUUUCACUUCAAUCGCUUCCCCUCUCGAUUCUUUCCCAUUCCCUUGCUUCCCAAUCCGAUUUCGCCCUCACGAUGUCCCUCCUCACCCGUCUCAAUCACCAUCGGAAUGCGCUUCUCUAUUCAAGCCCUAUUAUCACCAUGCUUAUUUUCUCUUAUUGUAAGCAGCGGAAAUUUAAGGAGGCCUUGAAGAUUUUCCAUUGGAUGCUAAGACCAGGGUCGCCAUGUAAGCCGGAUGAGAGGGUUUAUAAAACCCUAAUCGCGGGACUGUGUAGGAAGGGUAUGGUACUUGAUGCUUUGAAGAUUCUGAAGAACAUGAUUGACUCGAAUUUGGUUCCGGAUUACGAUCUGAGGAGUUGGGUUUUUAGGUGUUUGCUGAGAGAAGCGAUGAUCGGCGAAGCAACAGAGUUGAGUGAAACUUUGAAUUCCAUUGGCGAUCGGAAUACCAGUGAGCAUCUGAAAAAGGUGUCGGAAUUGUUGGACGGUAUCAUCAACAAUUGGAUUGAAUAGAGAAGAUCUUCUGGUUCCUUCGUUGGAGAAGGAAGAGAAAUGUUGGUGGUUAUUGGUGUCUUCAGUUCACAGGGACAAGAAAGCCAUUGACACUUCCUAUAGUCUUCAGAAAUCUUCAGAGCAGCAGAAGGCUUGAAUGAACAUCAAGUUCAUAUCAAAUGCUAUUAACUCGAAGAAACUGCCAUAGAAAUUGAGGUCAUAAUGUAACAUAAUGCUGUUUUGGGUUUAUCUACACAAUUUUUUUUUCUCACGAAUUUUUCGAGCGGAGUCUACCGCUAGCAGAUAUUUUGGCCCAG
Messenger RNA from Cucurbita pepo subsp. pepo (vegetable marrow), 1128 nucleotides. The record is from RefSeq and is a predicted model, not a curated record. Lineage: Eukaryota; Viridiplantae; Streptophyta; Magnoliopsida; Cucurbitales; Cucurbitaceae.